CUAUGGGAUACAAUCUUGACACUCAAUCAAACAAUAAUGAAUGUGAAUUUGGAGAAGCAGCUGUAAAAGUAUCAGAGUUAGACGCGAUGCGAAUUUACAAACCAUGGUUACACCCAGAUAUCGUAUUUUCAAUGUAUUUAAAACUCACUGGACAGGAAAAGGUCUUCGAAACAGUGAACAAAUUUCCUUUACAAGUAAUCAAGGAAAAGAAAGAUGAAUUUGACAAGAGAACAAAAGGAAUAAUAAAUGGUAAAAUAGGCGUAACCAAAAAUGACGAUGAAAAAUAUUCAAAACUGUUUUUGGACAUAUUGUUUGAACUGAACAACAAUGGUAGUGGACACUUUUCAGACUCUGAUAUUAGGGAUGAGGUGAUAACAAUUAUGAUUGCGGGCAGUGAAACCAAUGCUAUUACAAUCUGUUUUUGUCUUUUGAUGUUAGCCAUGAAUCAAGACAUCCAAGUAUAA
Messenger RNA from Diuraphis noxia (Russian wheat aphid), 464 nucleotides. RefSeq names its product cytochrome P450 4C1-like. The record is from RefSeq and is a predicted model, not a curated record. NCBI's taxonomy places the organism in Eukaryota, Metazoa, Arthropoda, Insecta, Hemiptera, Aphididae. Gene Ontology annotation, molecular function: monooxygenase activity; heme binding; iron ion binding.